UUAGUUAAUCUUUGGUGUUUACAUGGUUCCACGAGAUCUUCAGUUACAACUGUGAAUUGUUUAUGUUUAAAUAUAGGCGUAAGCAGUAUGUGGCUGCCAUUUUUGACGUAAUGUUAUAAUAGGGAAAAAAAUGUGGGUGCGUAUGCUUAUGUUCCCGAGAGCAGGUUUGGAGAACUUCUUGUGGGUGUAUGUGUGCUGGUCCUAAUUGCUGUUGCUGAUAAACAUGAACUGUAUUUAGUGUAACGUCAGUAAAUAGAAGUGGUCACUAUUACGUUGAGCUGCUGCUCUCAGGAAACAAAAAACAGAAGGUGUGUAGAUGGCAAAAUGGAGGAGAAGCAAGAGUGUUACUCUGCUUCAAAGAGCGUGGUGGAGAACCUCCUCUUCGUGAGCCGCACAGGUGUGAAAGAAGAACCCAAGGAAGCUACAGAUGAAGAGGUUGGCACUUUUGAAGAGAUUUCCAUCCCCGAUUGGAAUGUGCAUAUUAAGCAGGAGGUGGAUGAGACUGAUGAAUCCACUUUGGCUCGUGUCCUUGAGCGAGAUCCACUUCAGGGAGAAGAGCAAGAGCACUUGGCAUCUGACAAUGAUUAUCUUGAUGAGUGUGACCCUUUGAAGAUUGAAGAUGAGAUGGAGGUAGCUCCAGAAGGGUGUACACCAGGCAGUACACGGUUGAAAUCUGCUGUUGGCAAGGUUGGAAGAACCAUGUUACAAGAAAAUUGUCUGCAUGGAGUGACUAUUCGUAAGUUGGAGAUUGCUGCUAAGAAAUCUGCAUCCGUUACUUUGUCUGGUACCUUGAAGAAACUGUCAUUAAUACAUACUGACAAUAGACCACAUAAAUGUAAUGUUUGUGGAAAGAGUUUUAAAUUAUCUGGGGAUCUCAACAGGCAUCGUUUAAUACAUACUGGUGAUCGGCAACACAAGUGUACUGCUUGUGGCAAAUCCUUUACUCAAUGCAGUAACCUGAGGAGGCACAACUCAGUACAUACCGGCGAGAGUCCACACAAAUGUGGCAUGUGUGGAAAAUCGUUUACUAGGUCUGCAGGACUUAAGAAGCAUUAUCUACUACAUUCAGGUGAGAAGCCACACAAGUGUGACCUGUGUGGCAAAACGUUUAGUAUGUCUGACGGAAUCAGGAAACACAAAUUAAUACAUACUGCUGAAAAAGUCUACAAAUGUGAAGUUUGUGCGAAACGUUUCUUAAGGGCUGGUGAACUGAAACAGCAUAUACUAGUACAUACUGGAGAAAGGCCAUACAAAUGUAAUGUUUGUGGAAAAUCAUUUGCGGAGUCUGGAAAUCUCGGAAGGCAUAUAUUAACACAUACUGGCGAGAAACGACACAAAUGUCUCGUCUGUGGAAAAUCCUUUACUGUGUCCAGUCAGCUUAAAAGGCAUUCGCUAAUACAUGCUGAUUAGAGUCUGUACUGAUAUUGUGUUUGUUGAUGAGAUUUAGUUAGCAUUGGUAGUCUUAAGUGCUGUGCAAUUGUAUGUAGUUGUUGGAGCACAGGAAAAUGUCGGGAAUUUGAUUUUUGUAGAAAUAUUGUUUCCUAUCUGACUGAAGUUCAAUGCAGUUUUUUACAAGGGAUACACGCUCUACAAAAGCAUGACACUGAGCUAAACCAUUUCACUAAUCACCAAGCUGCACAUUCUGCAGAGAGGCCACACAUGUAGUAGUGUUUAUUGCACUUCUUAUCAAUUUCUCAUGGCCCACAUUGUUAUUGAAACCAACUGUGUAUAUAUAUCCUGUAUUGAGCCCAAAGUUUUGUAUGAUAAAGCAGUUCUAAUUAAUACAAGGGGCUCAGAGAUCUCAUUGUAUGAAAUAUGUUUACUUGAGGCAACUGAAUUGUAUGUU
Schistocerca nitens (vagrant locust) is the source of this 1846-nucleotide messenger RNA. RefSeq names its product zinc finger protein 253-like. The record is from RefSeq and is a predicted model, not a curated record. Gene Ontology annotation, molecular function: DNA-binding transcription activator activity, RNA polymerase II-specific; RNA polymerase II cis-regulatory region sequence-specific DNA binding. Gene Ontology annotation, biological process: regulation of transcription by RNA polymerase II. Gene Ontology annotation, cellular component: nucleus. NCBI's taxonomy places the organism in Eukaryota, Metazoa, Arthropoda, Insecta, Orthoptera, Acrididae. The coding region runs from base 325 to 1410 and encodes 361 amino acids. The transcript is spliced from 8 exons.